GAUACGUGAUACCGGGUAGAGCCGAAGGGUUUCCGACCCGACUGGUAUCGAUAAGGUCUUCUUAUUCUUGUAAUACUUUCUUCGCAUCAUUGUAUCCCGAUAUGGCAGAACGCAUCCCAACAGAAGACUUUGACAGAGAGCUGCUGCCCUUCCUGACAGAGGUAUCCUCUGCAGCAUUAGGCGCUAAAGUAUUGUCCUGCUCAGACGAUUUUUUCGCCAGCAAGGACAAUCUGAUCAAGCGUAUACCCUCAGCGUCUCUGAAAGGUCAAUUUGGACCCAACGGCGCGUUAUACGAUGGCUGGGAGAGCAGGAGACACAAUCCAACUUUUGAUUGGGUCAUCAUACUGCUCGCACCGAAACUGUCUCACUUGACAUACUUUGACAUCGACACAUCUCACUUCUCGGGUAACGAAGCGCCUGCAAGUCAAGUCUUCGCAUUGAGCCUGUCAGAGCCUACUAGCCACCUCAGUCCGAACGAUGAGCGAUGGCAAGAGGUCCUUCCGCUAGUCGAGCUAGGUCCCAACCAGCGACACAUCUUCAGGGCAUCACACAUCGGGACCAGAGGCGUGUGGAGCGCUGUCAUGGUCCGGAUGAUCCCGGACGGUGGUAUGGCACGCUUCCGGGCUUACGGAGAUCCAGUGGCACCGGAACCAUAUGAAAGUCUCCCGCCAUCAAGCACAGAGCCUAUCAACCUUCUCUCUCCUCUAACCAGCGCGCGUAUCAUCGCCUGCUCAGAUGCCAACUUUUCACCCCCUGGCAAUCUGCUUCUCCCGGGCAGAGGCUUCGACAUGUCGGAUGGAUGGGAGACAAGACGAUCCCAAGUGGGGAGGGGAAAGUAUGCUCCUGGAGGAGUACUGGCUGGUCAAGAGCGCCGUGAAUGGGUCGUCAUCAAGAUGAGCUGUCCAGGUGUCCUCAGAUGGGUGGAAGUGGACACGGCGUUUCAUCCCGGCAACUAUCCUGUCGCGUGCAAAGUUGAGGCGAAUUUGUCAGACUCAGACGAUCCCAACGAGUCUAGUUGGACAACAAUUGUGGCGCAAAAGCCUCUGGGUCCCCAUCGACAGCACUGGUUUGAUAUCGAGAGGGGUGUCGAGUCGACAGUCUUUAGCCACAUCAGAUUGACCACAUUCCCAGAUGGGGGUUUGAAGCGGCUUCGCGUCUAUGGCCAUCCCUUCGCUCCGGGUCAAACUAUUGCGCCCACUGCUCUCACCAUCCCCGCACUCCCCCUUACACCGGAAGCCUUUGCGCCAUACGGGCAAGUCAUUCAAGGCUUUUCGCUACCGACUUCUGCGCCGAAAGGCAGUCACGUCACCAUUGCCAACCAAGGGACCGCCUUCAAAGUUCAUCGGAUGCUCAAGGUGGAGCAUAAUUAUCCAGAGGAAAAGCAGGCAGAUAUCAAAGAUGGGCUUAUCCACCCACUCAAAAUGCUGGAGAGGCAUAAAUACACCACCCAAGCUUUCAUUCCCAUGGGCAAAGGCACGCUUGGUGAACCCGCCCUUGCUCCCGGUGGGGCAUAUCUGGUCGUCGUAGCACGUAAUGGAAAAGACGACAAGCCAGACCUGAGCACUCUGCGGGCAUUUAUGGCGACAUCUGCACAGGGCGUAUCGUAUGACGUCGGGACGUGGCAUCAUUACUGCUACACUUUGGAUGGACCUCUUGAUUAUGCGUUAAUCGAGGCACAAAUUGGAGAUGGGAGCGUCGAUGACUGCGAAGUCAUAGUGCCGCCCCAGCCGUUCUGCCACAUUCGCAUCUCUCCAUUCACAGCGACCACAGAAGCCACACAAGAACCCCUAAUGCCACCGAUAAACAAAGAACAUGACCUUUCCGAUCACGGGUUCAUGCAUCCUGAAGUGAUCACCGCAUCCGGCUUUGCUCCCUACGGUCAAGUUAUCAGAAAAUAUCCCAACGAACGGACGCGACCCAAAGAUCUAGACUUCCAACCCGCUCCUCAUGGCCUGACGCAAAAGUAUGCUCGGUUGGCAGACAUCAGUCAUUCUUAUCCGGUCGAAGCUGCAGCUCAAACGGCAGUGUCGGUCUUCAGAGCCACACCAAAAGAAGGAUUGAAGAGGGGUCUACCAUUCCCGAUCAAGAUUCUAGAGAGGCACCCGUGCACCAGCCAGGCAUUCAUACCCAUGGGUAAAGGCGAGUGGAGAGGUAAGGGCGAGGAUGCUUUGCCGCCCGGAGGGGAAAUGCUAGUCAUUGUCGCGUUGAAUGGCAAGGAUGACCGGCCUGAUCCAAAGACAGUCAAAGCUUUCCGGGUACCUUCGUCGAUCGGAAUAAGCUAUCACCAGGGUAUUUGGCACCAUCCUGUCCUUGUGGUGGACCAAACCAUGGACCUGGCUUGUGUCGAAACGCAAAUUUCCACAGGUAUACCAGAGCCCGAUCCGAGAGAUUGCGAGGUCUUACAGGUAGACGAGCCGUGGGGGAUCAUUGCCGUCCCUUCGUGAAUGCACUCCGUAGACGGGAUACGGGCAAGCU
This is a messenger RNA of Kockovaella imperatae, 2475 nucleotides long. RefSeq names its product allantoicase. Gene Ontology annotation, molecular function: ureidoglycolate hydrolase activity; allantoicase activity; ureidoglycolate lyase activity. The transcript has 15 exons. The record is from RefSeq and is a predicted model, not a curated record. NCBI's taxonomy places the organism in Eukaryota, Fungi, Basidiomycota, Tremellomycetes, Tremellales, Cuniculitremaceae. Gene Ontology annotation, biological process: allantoin catabolic process. The coding region runs from base 102 to 2444 and encodes 780 amino acids.